CACUUGUGGUCUUUCUGUUUUCAAAGAACUUUGAUAUUCACUGAAAUUUCAUGACACCAAAAUAUGGUCCUUUACUACAAGAGGUAUCUCAACCAAGACCCUAGAAAAGUAGAGGGAAGUUCAUUUUUCUUCCCAUACGUUAUCCUUUAUUCUUCAAUGACUAAAGGAGCAGUCCUCCAGACCCUGAAGAUGAGUCCCUUCAAAAUGUCCACAGCACUUCUCGUCCUCCUGACCGCAAUGCUGACUACCACCCAGUGUGAUGCAACCAGCAACCCUGAUGAUAUGCUUCCUGCCUUCUGCCUGGAGUCUUCUUACACGGGUCCCUGCAAGGCCAGUUUCACCAGGUGGUUCUUUAACAUCAACUCAGGUUUCUGUGAAAAAUUUGUGUACGGGGGGUGCAGACGUAAGCUGAAUCACUUCCUGACAGAGGAGGAGUGUAAGAGCACCUGUAUGGGGAAAAAACUAGUAGGCCCAGUGAAACGAGAAGUCACGGGAGAAGACGCAGAACCAGCGGAAGGAGAGCUACCACCUGUGGCAGAAGAGCUGGCAACUGCGAAAGAAGAACGAGCACCUGAGGGAGAAGAACCAGCACCCAAAGCACUAGAAUUCGAGGAAGAGCAAGAAUCCUUUGAGGAUCUGGCAUCCGAGGAGUAACCAGGUCGUGGCUUCUGGGCUGCCCCAAGACGCUGAGGGCUGAUGGUCCCACCCAAGACCCUCUGUAGCUGCCUCUGAAACUUCGGCCUCCUGCUCCCCUCCCGGCCCUGCCCUCAGCAGCAGCCUGCCUGCCGCUUCCCCCCAGGUCCUGCUUGUCUCUGCUCUGUCCAUCCUGGCAGACUCUCAGCUCCCCCAGAGCAAGAGUCAAGUGCCUUGGUUUGCUUCACACUGUACCUCCUGCGCUGAGCACGGCUGCUGGCCAGAGGAGACGCUGGCAGAUGCUUGUGGAAUGAGGAUGCCGGACACACGAGCACGUCUGUCUCCCCUGGACUGACUCGAGAGCUCGAGGCUUGAGGCCAGGACCAGUCCUGACCCUCGUCCUCACCCCACCCUCCCUGGCUGCUUGGGGGGUGGCAGUGGUGGACUUUCUGACCUUUGGCCUGAAGGUCAGGGAUCCUGCCCUGAGGGGUGGUGCUCGGCCUCCUGUCUGUGGCUUCCAACACUCUGUAGUUAAAUAAAUUCGCCCUUCCAUGCAGUUAAGUGGAGUGGAUUCUA
Molecule: messenger RNA, 1209 nt
Organism: Talpa occidentalis (Iberian mole)
Lineage: Eukaryota; Metazoa; Chordata; Mammalia; Eulipotyphla; Talpidae
Product: putative Kunitz-type serine protease inhibitor
Exons: 5
Coding region: 64-654 (196 amino acids)
Molecular function (GO): serine-type endopeptidase inhibitor activity
Source: RefSeq, a predicted model, not a curated record